AUGUCUUCAUUACAGGGUGGAGAAAUUUAUCUUGUCGAUCGACCUAACGAAAGAAGCCGGAGAAACGACGAAACACAUAUUGUGUUGAAACGAUUAAUUUUUCAAAUAUUGAAACGAGCAUGUGAGACACCCACUGACAUUCAACGUUCUAAUUGGGCUCUUCCUUACGAAACAACCUGUAUCAAUCAGGAAAUCUUCCCGGAAGAACUCUACUUAAAUAUUAGAACGUUUUUUCUGAACUAUCUGGGUAUUGAGGAAGACGCCCUUGACAACAACUCUUGGUGUGAUGGAUUUUCUUCACUUCGAUGCCUCGCAUCGUGGGAGUCUCUGCCUAUGAAGAAAAAGCGUUACAAAUCACUUUCUCUUGCAAGUGCCGCAUUCAUGUCAACUCGUGGUUUUCAUUCUUGCCUCCGGGAGGCUUUAAAAGAAAUAAAACGAGCGUCAUACGAACCGCCAUCAGCAGGAGUUGGUUUUGGUAAAUGGACAUAUCGGAACAGGAAUUUCAAGCGCCGCUCUCAACAGCAACUACAGUAA
This is a messenger RNA of Caenorhabditis remanei, 534 nucleotides long. RefSeq lists its product as uncharacterized. Lineage: Eukaryota; Metazoa; Nematoda; Chromadorea; Rhabditida; Rhabditidae. The record is from RefSeq and is a predicted model, not a curated record. The coding region runs from base 1 to 534 and encodes 177 amino acids. The transcript has 4 exons.